This is a messenger RNA of Onychostoma macrolepis, 4074 nucleotides long. Its product is annotated as granzyme B-like. Gene Ontology annotation, biological process: proteolysis. NCBI's taxonomy places the organism in Eukaryota, Metazoa, Chordata, Actinopteri, Cypriniformes, Cyprinidae. Gene Ontology annotation, molecular function: serine-type endopeptidase activity. Bases 1858 to 2556 code for a protein of 232 amino acids. The record is from RefSeq and is a predicted model, not a curated record. The transcript is spliced from 6 exons.
UCAAACCACAUGAAUAAGAUGCUGGUAGCACAAUCUGAUAGGUAGCAUUUUUUUCGCUAUCGAUUUGUGCUAGCUAUCUUUUUAAUGGGAGAAAGCACAAUCUGAGCAGGUAGCACAAAUCGUCAGAACACCAGUUGAGCUACCAAGCAAGCCUAUUAUGACCGGAAAGUGAAACAUAUGGAGCUGUAAUCAUAACGGUGUACGAAAACGAUUACAAGUGCUCGCUGUUUUACCACCUAGUGUUUAUUUCUGUUAGAAACUGCAAUGAUAUGUACUUAUUGGUAGCCUAUGUAUUUCGCGUCUUGCAAAAAAGUUCCCUUCUCACAGGUACGUUUUUGUCAUGAGAUCACGUAGCUCAACCCCAUCAAACACCUUUGGGAUGAACUGGAACUGGAGAUAGCUAGCCAGGCCUUCUUGUUCAACAUCAGUCCCUGACCUUACAAAUGCUUCACUGGAUCAAUUGGCAAAAAUCCCCACAAAAACCUCACCACUCAACAUUAGUCACCACAACUGUUUGAUUACCAACAUUCAUCAAAAUAUUUUCUUUUGUGUUCUGCAGAACAAAGAAAUACAAAAAGUGUGAAAAUAAUGUUUGACAGAACUUUCUUUUUUUUGGGGGUGGGGGGGUGGACUAUCCCAUAUUUACCUUAACAAGCUCUUGUAUCAUGAUCACAGGAGGGAUAGAGAGUGGUAUUGUAGGUGGCAAAGCAGUAAAACCUCAUUCCAGACCAUACAUGGCAUCUCUCCAGUAUAGAAGACAACAUACAUGUGGAGGGAUGCUGAUUAGGGAUGAUUAUGUGCUGACUUCAGGUCACUGUUUGGAGUGAGUAUGUACAAUUCGAACAUAUUUUUUAAAUAAUGAAUGUACUAACAUGAUGCUCUGCAGUUAUCACCACUUAAAAUAAUCUCAACAUUAAAUGUUUUAACAGCAAUCUUUUUAAUUCUUGGCUACUCCCUGCUACCAUUUCCAUAUGGAAUGUCAUAAAAAUGGUUAAGAGUCAUUUUUUUAAUCUUUUUGUCUGUAUUGCUUCCAAUGCUGUGAACAAAUGAUGCCACUAAGGUCCUGUAUGAAAUAUAACCUACUUUUAUUGAACUAGCCUUAUUAAAUUGCAUAUAUAUAAAAAAAAGAAUGCAACAAAAGGACAAACAGUUUAAAGUGCAAAUAAAUAAAUAAAUCUGAUACAAUCCUAAAACAAAAAUAAAAUCAGCUGUAGAACGUUUGUACAUGGGAAGGUACCUAACAUUAAUUAUUCUUAAUGUUGAAAGGUAUAGAUUAUCAUGCCAUUACAUAUAAAAUGUUAUGAAAUGGCAAAGAUGCUGCCAGCUGUGACUGCAAAAAUUAAGAUGUCCAUAUGAAAGUAAAGUAAAUAGCAAAUGUCAUGACCUUCAUUUUAGGGUUUAGCAAAAUCACUCCUUCUUGUAUGUUACAGAUGCCCCCCUUUUUGUUUUUCCCCCAACAAUUUUUAUGCUUUUAUGUUUGCUACAAGCAAUGUCCUGUCAAAUAAAAAUUGGCUGCAAAAUAAUGUACAUUGAUCAGUCUGUAUUUGAUCUAUAUAGGCCACCAAAACUUCAUCCCAAUCAUUUCUUCUUUUUUUGGAUAGACACUAGAUUUUGAAUUAAGGUACUUUUUAAAGCACUGUUUUAUUUCUUUUCUGAUAACCUUAAUUGGGAAUAGCAUUUCAUUACUCUUUGUUCCUGUGACUCAGUUGUUUGUUGGAUAAUGGCUAGUUGUUAUUUUGCACACACUUUGUGGUUUGAGGUAAGAGGGGGAGGAGUUACUCCUAGUGAGGGUAGAGAGUGUUGUUUUUUUUAUAUGUUCAUAUUAACACUUAAUGCUUAAACGGAGGCUGUUGCACCAUGGUUCUUAAUUCUUUUCUUCUUCUGCUUGUUAUCUGUUUGGCUGGUGGGAUGGGGAGUGGUAUUAUUGGAGGAAAAGAAGCUAAACCUCAUUCUAGGCCAUACAUGGCAUCUAUUCAGUACAAAAAUCAUCACACAUGUGGAGGGAUGCUGAUCAGAGAGGAUUAUGUACUGACAGCGGCCCACUGUUUGAAUGACAAUGUCCACUGUGAUCAGAACCACUUUGAGGUUGUUCUGGGAGUUCACAACAUUUCCAAGGUGGAAAAGAGCCAGCAGAGAAUCCCAGUGAUUAAAUGCAUUCCACAUACUAAGUUUAAACAGAACAAUACGAUGGACUACAGCUAUGAUAUCAUGUUACUAAAGCUGAAGAACAAAGCCAAGCUGAACAAAUUUGUAAAAGUUAUGCCUCUUCCAAAGAAAAAUGGAAAAACACCAGCUAAUGUCAAAUGCUCCAUUGCUGGUUGGGGGUCGAAAACCCCAAAAGGAGAACAGGCAUCAGAUGUGAUGCAGGAAGUCAAGCUUAAACUGCAAUUCAGCUUCGAAUGUAAAAACAAGUGGAAGCAGUACUUCAACUCUGAGAGAAUGAUCUGUAGUGUUUCAGAUGGGAAACAUGCUUUUUGUUCGGGGGAUUCAGGAAGUCCUUUUAUCUGCAAUACUAAACCACAAGGAAUUGCUUCAUAUACCAUUGAUGAUAAAUAACAGAGAUGAUAAGAGUGAUAAAGAGAUGACAAAUAACAAGGAGAAAGUGCAUCAAGGUUGCUUCAGAAAGUCACUCUGUCUGCUGCUCACCUCAGAAUGUAGAAUCAUGUGGCAGCGAUACUUCAGUUCAGAAUUAUACAUUUGUGGUCAGAAUUAUUGGCACCACUGGACAUUGGACUCUGGAAACAUGUUCUGUAGAGUGGCCAAUCACACCUCUCUGUUUGGCAGUCUGAUGGGCGAGUCUGAGCUUGGUGAAAGCCAGAAGUUACCUGCCUGAAGGCAUUGUGCCAACUGUAAAGUUUGGUAGAGGAGGGAUAAUGGUAUGAGGCUGUUUUUUCAGGGGUCUCAACCCCUGAAAAACACCUCUGGGAUGAACUGGAACUGGAGAUUGCUAGCCAGACGUUCUUGUUCAAUAUUAGUGUCUGAACUCACAAAUGCUUUGCUGGAUAAAUGGCCAAAAAUUUUGACAAAGAACACUCACCUCUCAACAAUAGUAACCACAACUGUUUGAUUACCGUCAUUCAUCAAAAUAUCUUCCUCUGUGUUCUGCAGAAGAAAGAACCACAAAAAGUUUGAAAGUAAUGUUUGACAGAACUUUCUAUUUUUUUGGUGAGGUGGGGGUGGGGGGUUGACUAUCGCUGUUGACAAUAUUCCUGAGAACUGUUUGUGUUAUUAUAAAUGCGAGUCAGAUCUUUCCAGUGUGACAAAAUAGUCUCUGACCUAUAUACUCUGUCACAUAUGAAAGUAGACCUCAUUGAGGGUCAAAUCCUGUUCAUGUUCUACUCCUGCAUCAGCACAGACGUACACCACGCUGCUCAGUGUCUGCCUCUGUCACCUGGGUUUUAGCUGUAAUUUUAUACACGCAUUUAUGGUUUUGGGUAAGAGGGCGAGGAGAUACAAAUAGUAAGUGCAGAGAGUGGGUCAGAAUAAUUGAAUAGCAUGCGCACUUAAUGCUUAAACUCAGACUAUACUUCUCAGUCAAUAAUUGCACCAUGUUUCCUUACAUCUUUCUUCUCCUCGUUGGUCUCCCUUUGGCUGGCAAGAUGUUAUUGAUUUUGUUCUUUCUGAAUUUGCAUUGUGCAUUGUUUUUUUAAGAGCAAAAAUUAUUUGAAAGCUAGAAUAUGAUUUAAAUAAAAAUUAGUGGAAAUCAUCAGGGUCCAAGCACCAAUGAUUCGUGCGGAUGAUUAGGUGUUGCAAUUGAAAUGUUUCUUUUCAAAUAUAAUGUGGUUUUUACAGAAAAUCCCAUUUUGAAUUUUCACUGAUAUUUAGGGUUUGAUGAAACAGGUUACAGCAAUACUGGUGUCAAAGGGGACAACUAACUUUCAAAAGAAAUCACCCCUCUUACUGUCAGACUGAAAGAGAGAGGGAAAAACCACUGUUUACAAUCAUAAUAUAUUGUGAUCAGAAGAUAUGUGGUGUAUGUCUGUAACAUUAACAUUUAGAAGAAUUGCAUGUUACAGGUCAUUUUGCAGAUCAAAAUAAAUAAAUAAAUAAAAAAGUAAAUAAUUAAUUACCAUU